Nasonia vitripennis (jewel wasp) is the source of this 4785-nucleotide messenger RNA. It is a transcript of the gene Tsp, whose product is annotated as cartilage oligomeric matrix protein. Lineage: Eukaryota; Metazoa; Arthropoda; Insecta; Hymenoptera; Pteromalidae. Gene Ontology annotation, cellular component: extracellular region. Gene Ontology annotation, molecular function: calcium ion binding. Gene Ontology annotation, biological process: cell adhesion. The record is from RefSeq and is a predicted model, not a curated record. The transcript has 18 exons. Bases 596 to 3730 code for a protein of 1044 amino acids.
GACGUCUCAGCCUCGCACAAGAUCAUAACGUGCUCGAGCAAGGGCUCGGCCAACGAGAUGGGCUGUCGAGUCAGCUGGCAGCAGGCCUCGCCGAGAUCCGAGCGACGAGUGCGCAUCCAGACGCAGAUCACCCUCGUGCCAUCGGGCAAGUACGACGCGAUCGAGCUCGGCAUUAACGACCUCGGCGAUGAGAAAAUCAAGAACAACGUCAGUGCGCUGUGAGGCAGGCUAUACGAGGAAAGCGCCCAUCGACGGAGAAUACGAGUGAUGAUUUUCGUUCAACGCCACCCUCGCCUAUAUACGCGCUUGUAUGCGCUAACGAAGUGUUAUUUUUACGAAAAGCGCGCAACGGAGAUGUGAAACGAAUUGCACGCGCGUGAGUGUAUACAGUCCCUUCGAAACUGAUAUGGCCCGCGCUCCUCGGAGCGCGGGUUGUGUAUACAGGAAAAUAUAAUCAUCGUUUCGCGAUUCAUCGAUAAUUAUCGCUGUGGGUACAACAUGUGCGCGCGUACGGGAUUCAUCGAGGCGCGAGGAAUGAUCGGAGCAAGCUCAUCAUGGAAAAUCCGAGCCAGAUCGUCCGAGCACAUCAGUCACAAUGCGAGGCGUCGCUACGAUCGUGCUCUUCGUGGCGCUCGCCACUAUUUCUAGCUCGAGCCUCGCGCCCGACGAGGGUUUAACCAAAACUCUGGAGAAGGUCUUGAUGGACGACAAGUUCGCCAUCACCGUGGACCACGUGAAAUCCCGUAAGAAGCCGACCAACUCCAUCGAGACGUUCUUCGCCGCGGAGUCCUUCAACGCCAAGUCGAAACUCGUCGCCAUGAUCGACAGGCGAUCGAAGCGAAUAAUCCUGGAGACGGUCCAGGACAACCAGCCGCGUCGCGAACACAUCGUCGCCGACAGUCUGGACAUAUCCGAGCCCUUCAGGAACCUCGUCCUUAUCGUGGACCAGCGAGCCCAGAAGGUCCAGGUCUACGUCGACUGCAAGCUGCAGGGCGAGAUCGCGCUGAGGAGGAGCCUCAAACAAAUGGCUCAACACGCCGGUGAUCUGCCCCUCGAAGUGUUCCGGGAGCGCAGAUACAGGACGAGGAUUUAUGGAAGCGGCGAGAUCGAGCAGGCUCUGCACCGCGAGGACUGCCCCAGCACGACGCUCUACGACCUCGAGGUGCCGGAGGACUCGCGCCAACUGCACGGCAACCAGAGCACGAGGGUCAGGAGGAGGGGCGAUAUUCCCGGCGACAUUCCCGCCCUCGUCGAUCCCAACGGCUGCUACACGGACGAGCUCAUGGCCAAGACGCUGAAUCAGCUCAUCGACGCGAUCAGGAAGAUGUGGACCAAGCUCGAUCUGAACCUGCUCGAGACCAAGCGCAUCCGGGAGCUGCUGGAGAACUGCGCGGCCUGCCAGGAGAAACCGACACCGCCACCGCCGCCUCCACGAAGCUGUCGGUACAACUCGCCGUGCUUCCCGAACGCCGAGUGCCGUGACACCCCCAGCGGUCCCCAGUGUCUGCGCUGUCCCUCUGGCUAUUACGGCGACGGGCGCAAUUGCCGCAGAUAUCCCGGCUGCAGCGACGGCCCCUGCUUCGAGGGCGUCGACUGCAUGGACACCGCCACCGGAUUCACCUGCGGCCCGUGUCCGCGCGGCUACACCGGCAACGGGCAGCACUGCGAGCGCAUCAACGCCUGCCAGCCGAAUCCCUGCUUCCCGAACGUACCCUGCAAUCCGACCCACGUGCCGCCGUACUUCCGAUGCGGCCACUGUCCUGCCGGAUAUCACGGCAACGGAGUCAGCUGCAGCCGCGAGGACGAGUGCGAUCUUGCCAAGCCCUGCUGGCAGGGAGUCAGGUGCCACAAGUACGAGAGCGGAUACAGAUGCGACCCCUGCCCCGAAGGCAUGAGCGGCAACAGCUCCUCGGGACGCGGCGUCGAGUACGCCCUGACGCACAAGCAGUUCUGCUACAAGAUCGACCCUUGCAGCGACAACAACGGCGGCUGCGUCGAGAACUCGGACUGCAUCAACUCCGAGGGGACAGCUAGAUGUGGCGCGUGCAAAGCCGGUUUUGUCGGCGAUCAGACGGUAGGCUGCCAUCCCAGUCACGAAGUCUGUCCGGAUGGAGUCAUGAGAUGCGACCGACACGCCGACUGUAUCUGCGUCGCAGUCAACCAGUAUUCCUGCAGGUGCAACGUCGGCUGGGCCGGCGACGGUCUGAUCUGCGGCGUAGACUCGGACAGCGACGGCUACCCCGACGAGCGGCUCAACUGCCAAGACCUGCGUUGCCGAGCCGACAACUGCCCGAAGACGCCCAACAGCGGCCAGGAAGAUGCCGACGGCGACGGCAUGGGAAACGCCUGCGACGAGGACGCCGACAACGACGGAGUGCUCAAUCUGUCGGACAACUGUCCUCUGCUGGCCAACAGCGACCAGGCGGACAGCGACCAAGAGGGUCCCGACGACGUAGGGGACGUCUGCGACAACUGUCCCUACGUGAAGAACAGAGAUCAGCACGACACUGACGGAGACGGCAUCGGCGACGCCUGCGACAACGACAUGGACAACGAUGGUGUGCCGAACAACGAGGACAACUGCGCGAAGACCUGGAACGAGGACCAGCAAGACACCGACCACGACGGCAUCGGCGACGUCUGCGACAACUGCCCGCGCCAGCACAAUCCCGACCAGGCCGACGAGGACGGCGAUCGCGUGGGCGACGUCUGCGACAACAACCACGACCGGGACAAGGACGGCAUCCAGGACGACAUCGACAACUGCAAGAACGAUCCGAAUCCCAGUCAGACCGACUCGGACAACGACGGCAUCGGCGACGAGUGCGACGAGGACGCCGACAACGACGACCGGCUCAACCACGAGGACAACUGCCCCUACGUGCACAAUCCCGAUCAGGCGGAUCUCAAUGGUGACGGAAUCGGCGACGCUUGCUUCGAUGACAACGAUAACGAUAAGGUCGGAAACCUCAUCGACAUCUGCCCGAACAACAGCCGAGUCUGGGCUACAGAUUUCCGAAAAUACGACACCAUCGCUCUUGACCCCUACGGCAAGACCCAAGAAGAUCCAAUCUGGGAGAUUCACCAUAAUGGCUCCGAAAUUUAUCAGACGAUGAAUAGCGAUCCUGGAAUUGCCGUCGGCUUGGACAGCUUCAGCGGCGUCGAUUUCGAGGGUACGUUCUUCGUCAACACGGAUAUCGACGACGAUUACGUGGGCUUCGUCUUCUCCUAUCAAAACACUCGGCAGUUCUACACGGUCAUGUGGAAAAAGGUGCUGCAGACAUACUGGGAGCCGAAACCCUUCCGGGCCGUCGCUGAAACUGGCAUCCAAUUGAAGCUCGUCGACUCCAAGACCGGACCCGGUGAAAUCAUGCGCAACAGCCUCUGGCAUACGGGCAACACGCGCGAUCAGGUGAAACUGCUGUGGAAGGAUCCGCGAAAGGUCGGCUGGAAGCAGUACACGUCCUACAGGUGGCGAUUGAUUCACAGGCCGAGGAUCGGUUUGAUCCGUCUCUGGAUCUACGAAGGCCAGAGGCUCAUCGCCGACUCUGGCAAUAACUUUGACUCGACCCUCAAAGGCGGCAGACUCGGAGUCUUCGCUUUCUCCCAGCAAAUGGUGCUCUGGUCGAAUCUCAAGUACACGUGUAAAGAGACCGUGCCUUACGAGGUGUAUCGGACGCUGCCCCCGAACAUACAGCCACUCGUCCACACCGACUACAAUCGUCCGUGAAAAUAAUCCACGUCGAUGAGCCGCCAAGGCACAGCGUCGACAAAGUCUCAUUCUCUGUAUAGCGACGGAUCGUUGUCCACAGGUAUAAUUGUUGUUAAGCCUUAACGCAGUUUUCUUCUCGGCAGCGCUGAGACGCCGAUUCGCACGCGACGACCACACAUACACUUUUUCGAAGAGACACAAAGAGGAAAAGCGCUCGCUCGCUAUUAUUAUAUAGGGACAAUCACGAUGUGGAAGCUGCGGAGAGAGAGAGAGAGGAUUUUCGAGGAGAGAACCGAGCGGAUCUACAUAUAAGAAACAAUGGACUGUAGGACUCGUGUGCGUGUGUGGACGAUAAAGAGAGAGAGAUGAAUCAUAUCAACGCAACUUUUUUCACAGAUCAUUAUGUAUAUUUUCUAAAAACAAGUCGACUUUAUUCGAAGAUUAAAUGAAAGAUGCGACGAGAAUUCAUAUAAAAGAAAAAGACAAUGAGUAUAUGCGACGCUUUUUUUCUCUUGUAAAAUAAAUAAAAGAACGUAAAUACAGAAGUAUACAUAACGCUAAGAUACUUAAAUCAUGCAUCAUGACUAUACAUUCGAAGAAUUGUUUUCAAGUAUCGCUCGAAAUCGUUACAAUAUUGACCUCAUCUCUAGACUUUCUUUCUCGAGACGAGUACACGCAGUAUGAUAAAGAAAAAUAAAGUUAGACAUAGUACAACUAAAAGUAGGAAACAGAAGUGGUAUGCGAUAAUAGGCGAAUCUUAACGCAGGAAUAAUCCAUAAAAGAAGAGACUAUGCAGUGUAUAUAGCAUUCGUCGGUGUCGCGUUCGCGCGCAAUAUAGCGAAUAUUACACAGUGUCCAACGAUCGGCGUUAGACGCAAGAAUUAUAUAUGUAUAACUACGUUUUCAUAAUCUUUAUUAUUCUUUUUCUUCUUCUUCAUUAUUGUUUAUCGCCUAGCUAAGAGUCUUCAUAACUGGCUACGCAUUGGAAUCGCAGUUAUUCGAAAUUGACGCAGACAGUCUUCUUGCAACGCUUUGCUUCCCUGACACAUUGCAUAGCUCAAAAAUAUCGAAAA